Molecule: messenger RNA, 2512 nt
Organism: Oreochromis aureus
Lineage: Eukaryota; Metazoa; Chordata; Actinopteri; Cichliformes; Cichlidae
Gene: krt5
Product: keratin 5
Exons: 9
Coding region: 117-1838 (573 amino acids)
Biological process (GO): keratinization; intermediate filament organization
Cellular component (GO): keratin filament
Molecular function (GO): structural constituent of skin epidermis
Source: RefSeq, a predicted model, not a curated record
CAGAGACAAGACACUUAGAGGGACUUGACUUUCCUCUUAGUGUGCUCCACUACUCUGCCAAACCUCUCUCUCUUUGCUCUUCUCUUUGAAUCCUUCCUCUUAAGAAGAAACCAGCCAUGUCGUCGUCUAGAGUGUCCACAAAAGUUGUGCGGACCAGCUAUAGUGGAGGUGGUGGUGGUGGUGGUGCUGGUGGUGGAGGUGGUUUCAGCAGCCGUAUAGGAGGAGGAGGAGGAAGAGCAAGUUUUUCCUCAAGAUCUGUCAGUCUAGCGGGGCCAGUGACAAUGUCAUCGUCCUCAAUGCUCAGGUCAAGCAUGGGUGGCGGCGGCGGCGGUUAUGGUUCUCAUGGAGGUGGUUUCAGUAGUUAUUCUGUUGCCUCUGGUGGUGGCGGUGGUCUUGGUUUUGGUGGUGGUGGUGGUGGUGGUGGUGGCGGUUUUGGUGGUGGCGGUUUUGGUGGUGGCGGUUUUGGUGGUGGCGGUUUUGGUGGUGGCGGUUUCGGUGGUGGAGGUUUUGGAUCAGUCCCUCUGAUCACAAGUGUCCAAGUCAACCAGAGCUUGCUGGCCCCCUAUAACCUUGAGAUCGACCCCAACAUCCAGACUGUCCGCACCCAAGAGAAAGAGCAAAUCAAGACUCUCAACAACCGCUUUGCAAACUUCAUUGAGAAGGUACGCUUCCUGGAGCAGCAAAACAAAAUGCUGGAGACCAAGUGGAGCCUGCUGCAGGAGCAGACCACCACCCGCUCCAACAUCGACGCCAUGUUUGAAGCUUACAUCGCCAACCUGCGCAGACAGCUGGAUGGGCUGGGCAAUGAGAAGAUCAAGCUGGAGUCUGAGCUGAAAAACAUGCAGGGACUGGUGGAGGACUUCAAGAACAAAUAUGAAGAUGAAAUCAACAAGCGUGCUACUGUCGAAAAUGAAUUUGUGCUCCUUAAGAAGGAUGUAGAUGGAGCCUACAUGAACAAAAUUGAGUUGGAGGCCAAGGUUGAUGCUCUUCAGGAUGAAAUUAACUUCCUCAGAGCUAUCUACGAGGCUGAACUCUCUGAGCUUCAGGGACAGAUCAAGGACACUUCUGUCAUUGUGGAGAUGGACAACAGCCGCAACCUGGAUAUGGACUCCAUUGUAGCUGAAGUCAAGGCACAGUACGAGGACAUCGCCAACAACAGCCGAGCGGAAGCUGAGAAAUGGUACCAGAGCAAGUUCCAGGAGAUGCAGGCCAGUGCAAACCAGGCAGGGGAUGACCUUCGUAACACAAAGAGUGAGAUUGCUGAGCUCAACCGCAUGAUUAGCCGCCUUCAGAAUGAGAUUGAGGCAGUCAAGGGACAGCGUGCCAACCUGGAGUCCCAGAUUGCUGAGGCAGAGGAGCGCGGUGAGCUGGCUGUGAAGGACGCCAAAGCCCGCAUCAAGGACCUGGAAGAUGCCCUGCAGAGAGCCAAGCAGGACAUGGCCCGCCAAGUCCGCGAGUACCAAGAGCUCAUGAACGUCAAGCUGGCUCUGGACAUUGAGAUUGCCACCUACAGGAAACUGCUGGAAGGAGAGGAAUCAAGGAUUGCCUCUGGUGGUGGAAGCGCAACCAUCCAUGUGCAGUCCACAAGCACCAGCUUCGGUGGUGGAAAAAGUGGCGGCGGCGGCGGCGGCGGUGGAGGCUUCGGUGGAGGCUUCGGCGGAGGCUUCGGCGGAGGCUACGGUGGCGGUUUCGGUGGCGGCUUGGGUGGCGGUGGCGGCCUGGGCGGCGGUGGCGGCCUGGGCUACGGCGGCGGUAUUUCCGCGGGGGGCUUUGGCAGUGGCAGCACCUCUAGCGUCUCAAAAUCAAGAGUCAGCACCUCCUAUUCCAGCCGCCGUUAACAGAACCAGUGGCCAUCUUCCAAUCCAUUUUUUCUUCUUCUCUUAUUUUUCUUCUCCUCAUCAUGACCUCCAUAAACCCCACCCUGUUGUUCCCUGCAUGCACAGAGCAACCUCAGAAACACGUACGCUUGACAAGUCAAAGACAGCCGAGCCAUGUAAUGGCACCACAUGCCCAAAGAGCGUUAGAGAUAUUAAAUCCAAAUUCAAGCAAAACAGUAGAGAGAUUGUUGUGAGCAGCAAAGAUGUGAGUCAGUCCUGUCUUUCUUUGAUCAGUCAGCCUGGCUGUCUUUUAGUUGUUGGAUGUGCUGUUGUGCAGACAAGAGGAUCCUUGUAGUGUCAGGACAGAGAAUCCCUACAAAGCAACUACCAUUGUAUACAAAAUGGCACCACAGGAAGUUGGACAGGAAGUUGUCUAAUAUCUGUGAUUUUGUUGUGCAGUUUGACAUCAUCAAAAGCAGCCACAUGUAACACUCUCAUAUUUCUUCUCCUGUUUUAAGAGAAAAAUGAUUUCUCCACUGCAGUAAAUAAAUGGUGUUGUGAUCAUGCUUUACUUCCAUUUUCACUCUGAAUAAUAAAAAAUGUUUUAAAAAGGAUCAGGCUGACUGGAACUGCCAGGUUUAUUGGGAAUUUGUACCAACAAAACUGAAAUAAAUCUGUGUUCACAUACAUUUGCA